CCCCCGCACCCACACUCUCGCUGCAGUCCGCAGCACCCGCUCGCUCUCUCUACGCAGACCACACCUUCCACACCAACGCUAAUCUCUGCUCGAGCCGCACGCGCAGCCAUGGGCAAGAAGAAGGGCGCCAAGAAGGGCGGCGACGACUUCUUCGAGGACGGCGUGCCGGAGCUCGACGAGGCCGUGUCGUCGCCGUCGAGCGAGCGCAAGAGUGCCUUUGCCUCGCUCUCGCUCGACGAUGCGCCGUCGGCCGAUGUGCCGUCGGACGAGGAGGGCGGCGGCGGCCUCAUGGCGCAGAUGAGCAAGGCGCAGGCAAACGCCAGCGCCGGCAAGGGCAAGAAGCAGAAGAAGAAGAAGCAGCAGGACGUCGAGGAUGUGUGGGACGAGCUGGGCGAGGACGUCAGCGGCAAUGCGGCAGAUGUGCCCAAGGAGCCCGAGGUGGCCGACGCGGCCGACGAGUUCCCGGACCCGGCAGAGGAGAAGCGGAAGAAGAAGGGCAAGAAGGAGAAGGCCGAGCCGGAGGACGAGGAGAUGGAGAAUGUAGACAAGGCCGAGCCGGAAGAGGACGGCGUGGGCGAGGUCAAGAUUCUCUCCAAGAAGGAGAAGGAGAAGCUGAAGAAGGAGAAGGAGAAGGCCAAGAAGAAGGCGCAGGCCGCAGCAAAGAAGUCGGCGGCCGGCGGCGACGCCAAGGACGGCGACGACGAGGCGGCUGCGCCGGCUGCCGAGGAGGCCAAGCCCGCGCCCGCUGCUGCGCCAGCGGAGAAGGAGGACGAGGAUGAUGAGGACGAGGGAGCAGCGGGCGGCGCAGACAAGAAGAAGAAGAAGAAGAAGAAGAAGGCGGCAGACAAGGAGCCGGCACCGGCGGCUGCGUCAGGCAAGAAGCCCUCAGCUGCCAUUGCUGCGCUGCAGGCGCGCCUGGCCGCGCAGAAGAAGGCCGAGGAGGAGGCUCGACUGGCGGAGGAGGAGGCGCGGCGAGCCGAGGAGGAGGCCGAGCGGCUCGAGGCAGAGGAGGAGGCGCGCAAGGAGGCCGAGCGUGCACGCAAGAAGGAGAAGGAGCGGGCCAAGCGCGAGCAGCUCAAGAAGGAGGGCAAGCUGCUCACGCCCAAGCAGAAGCAGGAAAAGGCCGCCGCCGAGGCGCGCAUGCAGGCCAUGAUCCGCAGCGGCCAGAUCAAGGUCGAGGCGCUGGAGCGCAAGGACGACGACGACGGCGCGGCGCCCGAGAAGCGCAAGGUCGUCGACUCGCGCAAGAAGCGCGGCGGCAAGGGCCCCAGCGGGCCGCCGAACAAGCUUGCGCCCAAGGGCCCGCUGGAGCCUGUGGCGCCGGCCGAGGAGGAGGAGCCGGAGCCGGUCAAGGAGCCGGAGCCGGAGCCGACACCCGAGCCGGAGGCGCCCGCACCUGCUGAGGAGGAGGAGGAUGACGUGCUCGACAGCUGGGACGCCGAGAGCGACGAUGACAAGGAGGAGCAGCCGGCCAAGGCCUCCGAGUCAGCCGCUGCGGCGCCGGCAAAGGCAAAGGAGGUUGCCAAGCCCGCGGCCAAGCCUGCUGCAGCCGCAAAGAAGGCCGCCGAAUCGGAGAGCGAGAGCGAGUCGGAGAGUGACUCCGACGACGACUCGUCUGACGAUUCCGACUCGGACGACUCCUCGUCGGAGGAGGAGAUGACGGCGGCGCAGAAGCAGGCGGCGCAGCGCAAGGCUGAGCAGAUCGCGCGGCUGAAGGCCAAGAAGGAGGCAGCACAGGCCGAGGUCAACAAGGACGACCUGCGCUCGCCCAUCUGCUGCAUUCUCGGCCACGUCGACACGGGCAAGACGAAGCUGCUCGACAAGAUCCGCCAGACGAACGUGCAGGGCGGCGAGGCCGGCGGCAUUACGCAGCAGAUCGGCGCCACGUACUUCCCCGUCGAGGUGCUCAAGGAGAAGAUUGCGCCGAUCGACCCCGAGGAGAAGCAGGUGUUCAAGACGCCCGGCCUGCUCGUCAUCGACACGCCCGGCCACGAGUCGUUCACGAACCUGCGGACGCGCGGCAGCUCGCUGUGCAACAUUGCCGUGCUCGUCGUCGACAUCAUGCACGGCCUCGAGCAGCAGACGCUCGAGUCGAUCCGGCUGCUGCGCGACAAGAAGACGCCGUUCAUCGUUGCGCUCAACAAGAUCGACCGCCUGUACGGCUGGCAGGCGACGCCCAACGGCGGCUUCCGCGACAGCCUGGCCAAGCAGAACAAGUCGACGCAGAACGAGUUCGACACGCGCCUGCAGGCCACGAUCGUCGCCUUCGCCGAGCAGGGCCUCAACGCCGUGCCGUACUACAACAACAAGAACUUUGCCAAGAACGUGUCGCUGGUGCCGACGUCGGCGCACACGGGCGAGGGCAUCCCGGACAUGCUGCAGCUGCUCGUGCAGCUCACGCAGGAGCGCAUGGCCGCGUCGCUCAUGUACCUCUCCGAGCUCGAGUGCACCGUGCUCGAGGUCAAGGUCAUCGAGGGCCUCGGCACGACGAUCGACGUCAUUCUCUCCAACGGCGUGCUGCGCGAGGGCGACAAGAUUGUGCUGUGUGGCUUGAACGGCCCGAUCGUCACCAACGUCCGCGCGCUUCUCACGCCCGAGCCGCUCAAGGAGAUGCGCGUCAAGGGCGCGUACGUGCACCACAAGCUCGUCAAGGCGGCCCUCGGUGUCAAGAUCUCGGCACCGGGCCUCGAGAAGGCCAUCUCCGGCUCGCGCCUGCUCGUGUGCACCGACGACGAUGACGAGGAGGAGCUGAAGGACGACGUCAUGAGCGACCUCAAGGAUCUGCAGCGCUGGAUCUCGACGAGCGGGAAGGGCGUGUGCGUGCAGGCCUCGACGCUCGGCUCGCUCGAGGCACUGCUUGAGUUCCUCAAGCAGGGCAAGAUUCCCGUCAGCGGCAUCGACAUCGGCCCCGUGUUCAAGAGCAGCGUGCGGCGCGCCUCGACGAUGCUCGACAAGGGCCACACCGAGUACGCGUGCCUGCUGUGCUUCGACGUCGAGAUCGACAAGGAGGCCGAGAAGCUGGCGGGCGAGAUGGGUGUGCACAUCUUCUCCAAGAUGACGAUCUACAACCUCGUCGACGACUACAAGGCCUUCUACGACAACCUUAUGGAGGCACGCAUCAAGGACGCCGCGCCGACGGCCGUGUGGCCGUGCCGCCUCAAGACGCUCGCCGUCUUUGCCAAGCGCGAGCCGAUCAUCCUGGGCUGCGAGAUCCUCGACGGCGACCUGCGCAUCGGCACGCCGCUCUGCGUCGUCAAGGUGCACCCCGAGACGAAGAAGCGCGAGGUCGUGUCAUUGGGCCGCGUCACUUCUCUCGAAAUCAACCACAAGCCCAAGGACAUCGUCACGCGCAAGGAGCAGGGCGCCGGUGUGGCCGUGCGCAUCGAGUGCGCCGUGUACGAGCAGAGCAAGACGUACGGCCGGCAUUUCGAGGAGAAGGACGAGAUCUACUCGAUGAUCUCCCGCACCUCGAUCGACACGCUCAAGGAGCACUUCUGGGAGAAGGUCUCCACGGACCAGAAGAAGCUCAUCAAGGCGCUCAAGCCGCUCUUCAACAUUCCCUGAGGCGCUGCACUCCUGCCCCUCUCCUGCAUCUGCUCUGCUGUCUCCCUUCUCUAGACGACGUGUGCGCCAUGCGUCGCGCACAUGCAUGCUGUACGACGCUCGCUGCUCAGCCGCUGGGCGUUCGAGAAAGCAUGUGUGGUAUUUUGGAUGAUGGUGAGCCG
Tilletiopsis washingtonensis is the source of this 3725-nucleotide messenger RNA. RefSeq lists its product as hypothetical. Lineage: Eukaryota; Fungi; Basidiomycota; Exobasidiomycetes; Entylomatales. The transcript is spliced from 11 exons. The coding region runs from base 109 to 3564 and encodes 1151 amino acids. The record is from RefSeq and is a predicted model, not a curated record. Gene Ontology annotation, molecular function: GTP binding; GTPase activity; translation initiation factor activity.